UGAUAGAACUACAUGUACAUGUAUUUCAGAUAUUUCAUUUGUAUCAGUUAGCUAUUCCUUCCUAGUUUACUUCUCUCAUUAUUGUGAUACAUUUGCUUGUUAUAAUGUUACCAAUCCACAGGUCAAUAGAGAGGUCAGCACAGCAUGAGGCACAGAGAACUGAACAAAAAGCAAAAGGAGAACUAGAGAGACAAAAACUACAAAAUGAAAAGGAGGCAGAGGAAGCUAGGAAGGAGUUGUUAGAGUUACAAGCAGUAGCAGCUGCUGUUGAGAGCACUGGACAAGCUAAAGCAGAAGCACAAGCUCAAGCUGAGAGACUUCUCAUUGAAGGACAGAGUGCUAUUGAAUGUAAGCCAGAGUCAGUAUUAAACCUGGUUUCCAUGUAGCUGUACAACAGCCUG
Amphimedon queenslandica is the source of this 401-nucleotide messenger RNA. RefSeq names its product major vault protein-like. The transcript is spliced from 3 exons. The record is from RefSeq and is a predicted model, not a curated record. NCBI's taxonomy places the organism in Eukaryota, Metazoa, Porifera, Demospongiae, Haplosclerida, Niphatidae. Bases 105 to 386 code for a protein of 93 amino acids. Gene Ontology annotation, cellular component: cytoplasm; nucleus.